ACCCAACUCGGAAUACCAAGUCAGGAACUCGGGCCUCUUUCCGGAGCUCCAACUUUCCGACCUGAAAAUCACUGACGUCAUUAUUUGACCUCGUAUUCUUCCGUGUUCCCAGUUCUUCUUGAACGCGGCAUCAGUUAGAGAUGGCGUCCCUUUUGCAGCCUGACAGGGUUCUCUACCUAGUUCAUGGAGAGAAAAAGAUCCGAUCGCCGUUGUCGACACUUUAUUUUUGUCGGUAUUGCAGUGAAUUGCGUUCCCUAGAAUGUGUGUCUCACGAGGUGGACUCACAUUACUGUCCAAGCUGCCUGGAGAAUAUGCCUUCAGCAGAGGCAAAGCUGAAGAAGAACAGGAAGAGGAUAUGCAACCAGCUGAACGAAAACUUCAGGUGUGCCAACUGUUUUGACUGCCCAUGCUGUAUGCACACCCUGUCCACCCGGGCAACCAACAUCCCAGCCCCUCUUCCUGACGACCCCAGCAAGACGACCAUGAAGAAGGCCUAUUACCUGGCCUGUGGCUUCUGUCGCUGGACAUCCAGAGAUGUGGGCAUGGCUGACAAGUCUGUGGCCAGUGGAGGAUGGCAGGAGCCGGACAACCCUCAUACUCAAAGGAUCAAUAAACUGAUAGAGUAUUACCAGCAGCUGGCCCAGAGAGAGAAACUGGAGAGGGACAGGAAGAAGCUGGCCAGGAGACGACCCUAUAUGCCACUGGCCUUCUCGCAACACACUAUUCAUGUGGUGGAGAAAUAUGGUCUGGGUACCAGGCUACAGAGACAGAGACCUGGAGCUCCUAUCACCAGUCUGGCUGGUCUUUCUCUGAAGGAAGGUGAAGACCAGAAGGAGAUUAACAUAGAGCCAGCUCAGGCCUUAGAUGAAGUGGAACCACUGCCUGAAGACUGCUACACCAGACCCAUCAACCUACCUGAGGUGACAUCCUUGCGUCAGCGGCUGCUCCAGCCUGACUUCCAGCCUGCCGGAGCGUCUCAGCUCCACCCCAAACACAAACACCUGCUGAUCAAGCGCUCUCUGCGAUGCAGGAAAUGUGAGCACAAUCUGAGCAAGCCAGAAUUCAACCCAACCUCAAUAAAGUUCAAAAUCCAGCUGGUGGCUGUGAGUUACAUACCUGAAGUCAGAAUAAUGUCCAUUCCAAACCUGCGCUUCCAGAAGGAGAGCCAGGUGCUGCUCACCCUGACCAACCCAGUGGAGAAUAUUACCCACGUCACCCUGGUGGGCUGUGAGGAGGGAGACCCAGAGGACAUCAACAGCACUGCUAAGGUGAUGGUUCCUACCAAGGAGUUGGUCCUGGCAGGGAAGGAUGCUGCAGCAGAAUACGACGAGUUGGCUGAGCCUCAGGACUUCCAGGACGACCCAGACGUGGUGGCCUUCAGGAAAUCCAAUAAGAUCGGUUUCUUCAUCAAGGUGGUCCCUCAGCGCGAGGAGGACGGUGAUGUCACGGUGUCCUUUAAGAUCCGCCACGACUUCCGCAACUUGGCGGCUCCCAUAAGGCCGAGCGAGGAGGGCGAUGCCCCCACCGAGGUCAUCUGGCUCACACACCACGUAGAGCUCAGCCUGGGGCCGAUCAUAGCGUGAAGAGCUUACACACACACCACGUAGAGCUCAGCCUGGGGCCGAUCAUAGCGUGAAGAGCUUACACACACACACACCGAAUACAUAUCUUUUACACACACACACACACACACACCGAAUACAUAUCUUUUACAUAUACACACACACACACACACACACACACACACACACACACACAUAAGCAUAAACUCAAAAUACACAUAUACUAAGUAUACAAAACUUUAAGCUCUUUCCAUGACAGACUGACCAGGUGACUCCAUGUGAAAGCUAUGAUCCUUUAUUGACUUCAAACAGUGAAGAUCUAGGGGAGGAAAUAGGUUUUAAAGAAGGAUUUUCAAGCCUUGAGACAUGGAUUGUGUAUAUGUGCCAUUCAGAGGGUGAAUGGGCAAGACAAAAGAUUGAAGUGCCUUUUGAACGGGGCAUGGUAGUAGGUGCCAGGCGCACCGGUUUGUAACGCUGCUGGGUUUUUCACGCUCAACAGUUUCCCAUGUGUAUCAAGAAUGGUCCACCACCCAAAGGACAUCCAGCGAACUGGACACAACUGUGGGAAGCAUUGGAGUCAACAUGGGCCAGCAUCCCUGUGGUACACCUUUCUACACCUUGUACAGUCCAUGUCCUGACGAAUUGAGGCUGUUCUGAGGGCCAAAGGGGGGGGUGCACCUCAGGGUCCUAAUGUUUCGUAUACUCCGUAUAUAUAGUAGAGAGAAAGAGAGAGCGCACACUAACAGAUAUACAACAGACACACACACACACACACACACACUGUACAUGCAUUGGAUCACAUAUCUCUCUCACACACAUACACUUUUCUGUACCCCCAAGCAGUUCCUGAGACCCUUUCCUGCUUCACGCUUCAAUUUAGGCAUUAUCUUCAUCAUCCUCCUCUAAGUAUGAAGAUUAUUUACCUGCAUGCUAUGCCAGGCUACAUCUACCUACUAAUAAAUGUAUCUUAGAUGAUGUCAUUACUGUAACUCCUCUCUGGGUUGGCGGUAGGGUGAGACUAAGGAGUUGGGAGUUAUUUUGCUGUUGUCUUCAGUACUAAAGUCCAGUCAUUUCUAUUAGCAGUAUUGAAGUAGUGAGACCUGUAAACGUGUCAGUUUGUCAGAGGUACUCUGCAGCGGUAAGAUUAUAUUACUUUAACACUAUCGGUCAAUCAUACAUUUGAAUUAAAUGUAAAGUUUAUAUUGAUUUGGAGGGUUUCUAUUGAAGAUGUGACCAACAGGGGGAGGGGCUGGUAGCAAUGUAUUCCCUUUCACUGGCACCAUUUUGAUUUGUCUGGAAGGAAUUUCCCCCUUGGUUUGUUAGACAGAGCCUUACAACACGGUUAACCUGUACUGGCUAAUAAAAUGAAUGUUUUAAAAACA
Molecule: messenger RNA, 2944 nt
Organism: Salmo salar (Atlantic salmon)
Lineage: Eukaryota; Metazoa; Chordata; Actinopteri; Salmoniformes; Salmonidae
Source: RefSeq, a predicted model, not a curated record